AUGUGUUGGUUUGUAUCCCGAGCUUGACUUGAUGGUCUUCGCAGCACCAGUCACUGUCUUGACCCAACCGCACACCAUAAACGACUGCACAGUGACUUUCAGAUCUGCAAUGCUAUGGCUUUGAAUACCGUGAACAAGGUCGAGAGCCCGGCUCCCACGACGACAUACUCUAGCACAGCUGUCCGUCCAGCCAAAGACUCACCAACGACUUCCGUGACAGGAUCAAACACGACGACUCUCGUGGCAUCCGUCAAUCCUACGUCCAAGACAAUUUCACUUUCAAGCAAGACCUUUGCCAUAGCAGGCGUUGCUGCUGCCAUCGCGGUAAUAUCGACCAUAAUCCUCGGCCUAACAAUAUAUUGCUGUCUGCGACGGAGGACAUCACGAAAACUUCGAGGUCAGGCCGAUCCCUUUCCAGUCAUGCGCAGGGGCUAUAGAGCCCUUCAUGAUGACACUGCAGUCGAUGAGACGAGCCUACCACAUCGCCCCCAGAGGACUCUGCUCUCAUCGACCAGGUACUCACCGUCCACUGGCGUCGACAGCUCGACCUACACCAUGGGUGAGAAGCGUCAAGGACCGGAGCCGCAGGAGAUGAUGGGUGUGGGGUUGACACCUGAGGAAUUCGAUCGCCGUAGCAACUCCAGAUCACCGGCACUUUCUGUUGAGGGUCCUGUCGAGCUUGCCUCUCAGCGCUUCUCUGCUGUGAUUCCAAAAGACGUGGACGAGGAGCAGCCGCGGCCUGAGACGAGACCGGGGAGGAGAAGAGAGCGACAGUCACAGUUGAGAAGCAGUCCAGCUAUACGGGAUUUGCGUGUUGAAGCAUCCCGAAGCCCGUCUGCAAAUCCAGCCGGAAGACUGCUUCCCAGUGGUUGAACAGACCAACUUACUCACAGUGUACUUGCAUUCAGUCCGGAGAGAGCCGCUAGGACUACAGCGGAGACGACAUGCUUGCACAGGAAUCCUUCAAACACUUUGACGCCGGUAUCCCGGUGACAAGACAACAUGAACUUUGGAAUGUCUUGCGUCGGAAACGGAACGCAGUAUUGCCGCUAAGGCGAGAUUCUAGUCGGUGAGCGUCAAGGGACUGCGAUGUCUUCGAUAUUGGGAUAUCUUGAUCCGGGCAGGGAGCAUGGAAAGGAAAUUAGAAAUCGGAUCUUCUCAUUUGCUGGGAAUAGACGAGGCU
Exophiala viscosa is the source of this 1183-nucleotide messenger RNA. RefSeq lists its product as uncharacterized. The record is from RefSeq and is a predicted model, not a curated record. The transcript is spliced from 3 exons. The coding region runs from base 115 to 873 and encodes 252 amino acids. Lineage: Eukaryota; Fungi; Ascomycota; Eurotiomycetes; Chaetothyriales; Herpotrichiellaceae.